ACAGCAAUGGCUCGUACCAAGCAAACCGCUCGUAAGUCUACCGGAGGAAAAGCUCCUCGCAAACAGCUGGCCACUAAGGCUGCUCGUAAGAGUGCUCCAGCCACCGGAGGAGUCAAGAAGCCUCAUCGCUAUCGGCCAGGAACCGUUGCCCUACGUGAAAUCCGUCGUUACCAGAAAUCCACCGAGCUUCUGAUCCGCAAGUUGCCCUUCCAGCGACUGGUUCGUGAAAUCGCUCAGGAUUUCAAGACCGAUCUGCGUUUCCAGAGCUCGGCCGUCAUGGCUCUGCAGGAAGCUAGCGAGGCCUAUCUGGUUGGACUGUUCGAGGACACCAAUCUGUGUGCCAUCCAUGCCAAGCGUGUCACCAUCAUGCCAAAGGAUAUUCAGCUGGCUCGUCGUAUCAGAGGAGAACGUGCUUAAGCGAUAUCGUUGUACCUGUUUUGCAUCAACCUAUACCAAACGGUCCUUUUCAGGACCAACAAGUCAUUUUCAAGGAGGUAGUCGUGACAAAAAAGGGGUUGAACAGGAAGAUUAAACAGAAUAAGAAUGCUACUUUCAAAACCGAACUCUAGAAGUUUCCAAGAACAGACGUCGAUUCUGGGUUUAGUGUUGUGAAAUAGAUUGUACUAAUCUCCUGAUACU
Molecule: messenger RNA, 639 nt
Organism: Uranotaenia lowii
Lineage: Eukaryota; Metazoa; Arthropoda; Insecta; Diptera; Culicidae
Product: histone H3
Exons: 1
Coding region: 7-417 (136 amino acids)
Cellular component (GO): nucleosome
Molecular function (GO): protein heterodimerization activity; DNA binding; structural constituent of chromatin
Source: RefSeq, a predicted model, not a curated record